Molecule: messenger RNA, 594 nt
Organism: Lottia gigantea (owl limpet)
Lineage: Eukaryota; Metazoa; Mollusca; Gastropoda; Lottiidae
Exons: 4
Coding region: 1-594 (197 amino acids)
Source: RefSeq, a predicted model, not a curated record
AUGGGUAACCAGAAUAUCACGUCAAAGAUGUCAGGUCAAGGUCAAAGUCAAGAUGUUCAAGAACCUACGUCAGUAGAGAAUGCACAGAUAGAUGAGAGCGUGGAUGAUAAGAUUACAGCUCUACGAAGCCAAAGGAAGCAAUUACGUGGAAAGCUUACCCGCUCAAUCAACCGUGUUCAAACCAAUAUACGAAAGGGUGAAACUGACUCUAAAAGAUUAAAAAGGGAACUUAAACAAAUAGUUCGUGAUUAUGAACAGUGCUCAUUUGUUCAUGAAUGUCAACCUCCAGGAAAUCAUCUAGGCUCCACAAAUUUUCACAAUCGCCAUAUGCUAGGCCGUCUACCUCUCAAUACAGUUCAGCAUCCACGUCUGAAUGAAUGCCACCUCUUAGAUUUGGAAGAUAAAUUUUCUUUGGUUAAGAAUAAAGAAGGUGGUCUUACUAUUAAAAUACAAUCUACAAUUCAUCAGCUGCUUUCAUCGUUGGCAGAACUGACUGUAGCAGAUACUGCACCAGUUACUGCACCGGCUGCUGCAAGUCCAUCAAAGAUAUGUUUUUACCAUUGUAAGUUAUUACAGUUGGCGUUUCUGUUUUGA